CUGCCGGAGCGAUCGGUUGUGCCAGCUCUCUAUAGUUAGCUGCUGUUUUUGUGUUGCGUCUCGUGCUGCGCGCUGUGUUUCCAAAUACGCUCACUGAUCAACAGACGUCAUCGCCAGAGACGGACGUGUCGCUCGAUUGAUUUGUUGCAAAGAGCAAACAAAAAAUAAAUAUAUACAGAUAUAUUAACAAAAACUAAGUGAGUGCGAGUGCGAAUACGAGUACGUGUACGUGUAUCUAUAAUUGGUUUGCACAAUGUCGAAAAGUCUGCGCCCUCUUAAAAUAACCAUCGUGGGCGAUGGCAUGGUGGGUAAGACCUGCCUCCUGAUAACCUACACACAAAACGAAUUUCCCGAGGAGUACAUACCGACUGUGUUCGAUAAUCAUGCCUGCAACAUAACAGUCGAUGAUAAUGAAUACAAUUUAACACUAUGGGACACGGCCGGUCAGGAGGAUUACGAAAGGCUGCGCCCAUUGAGUUAUCCAAAUACGAACUGCUUCCUGUUAUGCUAUUCCAUCAGCAGUCGCACCUCGUUCGAGAACAUCAAGAGUAAAUGGUGGCCAGAAAUUCGUCACUUUGGCGCCAAUGUGCCUGUGGUUCUGGUUGGCACUAAGCUGGAUUUGCGUAUACCGAAUUCAGAAAAAUUUGUAACCACACAGGAGGGCCGACGAUUGCGCAAGGAGAUACAUGCGCAUCAAUUGGUCGAGUGUUCAGCGAAGAAGAAGAUCAAUUUACCGCAGGUGUUCGAAGAGGCGGUGCGAGCGGUGGAGAAGAAACCAGGAAAGAAGCCGCAAACGUGCAAAAUACUUUAAUUAAGUCCUAUGCCUAAUGUUAAAUAUUGUUAUACGUAAUUGUAUUAUGUAAUUGUCUAAUUCGCGAGCAUUCGAUUCGCCUGUUUCGCAGUGUGUGUAGGAAAAUGUAACGUUAAGCUCUUAUUUUAAGUUGUAGUUGUCUGAAAACUAUUUUCGUAUGCGACCAAAGUGCAUUUUUUUUAUGUAAAAAUCAAAACAAAUUUAACUGCAAAAUUGUUUGAAUAGAAAU
Molecule: messenger RNA, 1040 nt
Organism: Drosophila novamexicana
Lineage: Eukaryota; Metazoa; Arthropoda; Insecta; Diptera; Drosophilidae
Gene: RhoL
Product: ras-like GTP-binding protein RhoL
Exons: 3
Coding region: 254-811 (185 amino acids)
Biological process (GO): small GTPase-mediated signal transduction
Molecular function (GO): GTPase activity; GTP binding
Source: RefSeq, a predicted model, not a curated record